Ostrea edulis (European flat oyster) is the source of this 2135-nucleotide messenger RNA. RefSeq names its product m7GpppN-mRNA hydrolase-like. Bases 230 to 1615 code for a protein of 461 amino acids. The record is from RefSeq and is a predicted model, not a curated record. The transcript has 9 exons. Gene Ontology annotation, biological process: nuclear-transcribed mRNA catabolic process, nonsense-mediated decay; deadenylation-dependent decapping of nuclear-transcribed mRNA. Gene Ontology annotation, cellular component: P-body; cytoplasm. Lineage: Eukaryota; Metazoa; Mollusca; Bivalvia; Ostreida; Ostreidae. Gene Ontology annotation, molecular function: manganese ion binding; RNA binding; 5'-(N(7)-methylguanosine 5'-triphospho)-[mRNA] hydrolase activity.
CAUUGAAUUAAAUGAUUUUAUCUAAAUUAAGUUUAAAGAAAGAAAUGGUUUUCUAAAUAAAUUUUUUGCAACAGCUAUGCUAAAAAGGUGUUGUGUUGCAUAAAAAUUGCUUAGUCCGUUGCCCAGCGUUUUGGGUAACUAGUCUUAUCUGAGUUCUGCUAAACGGGGGGAAAAAGAAAGAAAUAUGCAGUUUUAUGUACACUUUGUAGAGUAUUUGAAAUAAUAUGAAAUGGAUGUAAAGCAAGAUACUAUCAGUGUAGCCCAAGCACAAGGACUGACUAUCCCAAUAUAUGUCCUCGACGAUUUAUGCAGUCGAUUUAUCAUCAAUAUCCCGGAUGAAGAAAGACAAGACCUGAUUAGAGUGUUCUUUCAAAUAGAAUUGGCUCAUUGGUUUUAUUUAGACUUCUAUUGUGCUGAAAACCCAGAGCUUAGAACAUGUGGAAUCAAAGAUUUCUCUGCACAAAUCUUUAAACAUUGUCCAUUUCUGAGUGGACAUGCAGGAGAAGUGGAUAAAAUUUUGGACAACUGGAAAACGUACAAAAUGAGUGUACCAACAUAUGGGGGAAUCCUGUUGGAUCCAGAGAUGAAAUACUGUUUACUUGCUCAGGGAUUUUGGACCAAGAGCAGUUGGGGAUUUCCGAAGGGCAAGGUCAACGAAAAUGAGACUGCACAUGAUUGUGCCAUUAGGGAGGUUUAUGAAGAGACCGGAUUUGACAUCACAUCACUGAUAGACAAGAAUGAGUUUAUAGAGAACUAUUUUAAUGAUCAGCUAUCCAGACUUUACAUCAUAACAGGGGUGGGGCUGGAGACUAAAUUUCAACCAAAGACAAGGAAAGAAAUCAAGAGUCUUCAGUGGUUUCCUGUUGAUGCUUUGCCAGCCCACCGAAGGGACCAAACACCAAAAUCCCUGGACAUGAACCCCAACAACUUCUUUAUGGUCAUUCCAUUCAUCAAACCACUUAGGAAAUGGAUUUCCAAAAAGUUAGGACAGACUUAUAACAUAGAAACUGAAUUUGAUAUCAAGGGAGGCAACUUAUCAGGAGCAAAGCAGCUGAAGGCCAGAGACCAGACAGAAAGCAACACACGGCAGUUUGGAGAAGGCAGGGCCGUUCAGAGAGACAAACAAAAGCAGAAACUUCAACAGUAUUUCGCUCAGCAAAAUCACAAUGAGUUCCAGGAGUACAUGCAACACAAGGAUAAAAAGCAGAGAUCUGAUUCUCCCAGGAAGGAGGCUGGGAAAAUUAGAGGGGUGGAGAGCAAAUCACCAAAACCCAACAAAAAGCAACAUUAUUCUAUAUUGAACCGUGAUGGAACUGUGACUGGUGUCCAACCCGCUUUAGUUCAGAAUGUUCGUAGUCCCAACAAUUCUGCUGCUGGCCAAUCAAAGAAAAUCCUGGGCAGUCAGUUCAACAGCGCAGGUGGUGUUCAGGGUCCUAGACAGUCAAAUUUUAACAACAGUGCUGUCUCACUACCAGGAAACAAGAAUGAGGAGGGCAAAUCUCAUCAAUCAAGACAAAGGAAGUACAAAAAAAUAACGGAUCCUGAUGGACUAGGCUCAGAAAGUUGGCUAAACUUCCAUCUGGAUGUGAAUGCUGUUAUGGCAUGUUUACCUUAAAUACCUCAAGUGGACUAUGUGUGAUGUGAUGCAUCACAGUAUAUUUCAAAUUACGGUACGUGGACUGAACAUUUCCCAAGGAAGCGUACAAGUGCUGUGUUACAUUGGUGAAUGAAUUCCAGUCAGGAAGAAAUGUAAUACAUUUAAGUGUAAUGCAUGCAAGUGCAUAUGGAUGAAGAUUCAGUACAAUGCAAGUUGGCUGGAUUGCACUCGUUAACAGUGACCAUCCUGGACAAAGACUUGUGGAAUUCAAAUGUAUUAAAAAGUUUAUAGCUAGCUGCUGAACUUUUUGUUGCUUUGCAUACAGAGGGAACAAGAAUGUAAUAGUACAUGUAUUAUAAAGUUUUUGUAUAGUACUACUUAAAGAAACAAAUUCAGUACGUGUAUUAUAAAGUUUUUGUAUAGUACUACUUAAAGAAACAAAUUCAGGACAUAAAGGGGAAGUUUGCAGGAAGCAGAUUCAGGAAAUUGUUUUAUCAAAUAUGUUUUUUUAUAUAAAAAUCCUAAACCAGUGCCCAUA